AAACUUACAGUACGUGGAAGAAAUGAACUGAAGUGAACCAUAAGUGAACAGAAACAAGACAAACUCUUCAUUCGGUCUAAAACAAAUCAAGCUUUGAGUUGUAUCAAGAUGAUACACAGUUUAUUUAUGAUCAAUUCAUCUGGAGAUGUUUUUCUUGAAAAACAUUGGAAGAGUGUAGUCUCAAGAUCAGUAUGUGAUUAUUAUCUGGAGGCACAAAUUGCGAAUCCUCAAGAUAUCCCGCCGGUUAUUGCUACACCACAUCACUAUUUAAUUAGUAUUAGAAGAAAUGGUGUACAUUUUGUUGCUGUGUGCAUGGAGGAGAUGCCACCACUAUUUGUAGUGGAGUUUUUACAUCGUAUUGUAGAUACAUUCCAAGAUUAUUUUAAUGACUGUACUGAGACUAUUAUCAAAGAAAAUUACGUUGUUGUUUAUGAGUUGCUGGAUGAAAUGUUAGAUAAUGGAUAUCCAUUAGCUACAGAAAGUAAUAUUCUGAAGGAACUGAUAAAACCACCCAAUUUGCUUAGAACUAUUGCUAAUACAGUUACUGGAAAAUCAAAUGUAAGUGGUACAUUGCCAACUGGGCAACUGUCUAACAUUCCAUGGCGUCGCACUGGUGUAAAAUACACCAACAAUGAGGCUUAUUUCGAUGUUGUUGAAGAAGUUGAGGCCAUUAUUGAUAAAACAGGAUCAACAGUCUUUGCCGAAAUUCAAGGAUAUAUUGACUGUUGUAUUAAAUUGAGUGGAAUGCCUGACCUCACCUUGUCUUUCAUAAACCCUCGAUUAUUUGACGACAUUAGUUUUCAUCCAUGUGUAAGGUUCAAGCGUUGGGAAGGCGAGAAAAUCCUCUCGUUUAUUCCACCCGAUGGUAACUUCCGACUUAUUUCGUAUCACAUUAGUAGCCAAAGUGUUGUGGCAAUACCAAUCUACGUACGACAUAAUUUUGUCGUUAAAACUGGCGAGCAAGGGCGUAUUGACAUUACAGUGGGACCCAAACAUACAUUGGGAAGAACAGUUGAAGGUGUUAAGUUGGAAGUACUCAUGCCAAAGGCGAUUUUAAACUGCAAUCUCGUCGCAAAUCAGGGCAAGUAUAACUUUGAUCCGGUUGCGAGAAUUCUGCACUGGGAUAUUGGUAAAAUCGACGUGACGAAGCUGCCGAAUAUCCGUGGCAGUGUGGCGAUUGCGAUCGGCAGUAAUACUUCAGAAAUCAAUCCGUCAAUCAAUGUUCACUUUACGAUCAAUCAAAUGGCUGUAAGUGGACUUAAGGUUCAUCGAUUGGAUAUGUACGGGGAGAAGUACAAACCUUUUAAAGGCGUCAAGUACAUUACCAAGGCCGGUCGAUUCCAAAUUCGGAUGUAGAGUUUAUAUCCCCUGAUUUAUGACAUUAGUUUUUAUUUCAGAUGUUUUAUAUAUUUAAAAAUCGUUUAUUGGAGCAAAUAUGUACGAAAAUAAAUUUAUUGCUUUUUA
Dalotia coriaria is the source of this 1464-nucleotide messenger RNA. RefSeq names its product AP-3 complex subunit carmine (gene carmine). Gene Ontology annotation, cellular component: clathrin adaptor complex; cytoplasmic vesicle. Lineage: Eukaryota; Metazoa; Arthropoda; Insecta; Coleoptera; Staphylinidae. The transcript is spliced from 5 exons. The record is from RefSeq and is a predicted model, not a curated record. The coding region runs from base 109 to 1356 and encodes 415 amino acids. Gene Ontology annotation, biological process: endocytosis; intracellular protein transport.